AUGCCCUCCGCAGUAGCAGCUGGGCAGAAGCCCACGCACGAUGAUCUCGACAACUAUGGCGUGGACGACCUCUCCGACGACCCCUUCGCCUCGCCCAGCCCACAGUCCAAGAAGCGCAAGGAGCCCGCCUCCUCCUCCAACGCCCUCGGCAUCGACGAAGAGGUUUCCGUGCAGAAACGCGCCCGCGUGCCUGCCGUCAAGCUCGACGAGGACCGCCUGCUCGGCCCCGCCGGCAUCCCGCGCCUGCGCCAGCGCGCCUCCCGCAACCUGAAGAUCAAGGGCAAGGGGCACGAGUUCUCCGACGCGGCGCGCCUCCUCUCCUUCUACCAGCUAUGGCUGGACGACCUGUUCCCCAAGGCGCGGUUCCUCGACGCGCUGGCCAUGGUGGAAAAGGCCGGGCACAAGAAGCGCGUCAUGACGGCGCGCAACGAGUGGAUAAACGAGGCCCGGCCUAGAUCGGGCGCAGACGAGGACGAGAACGGGGACGACGCGCGCGAGAACGGUCACGCAGGCAGUGCCGGUGAGGCAGACGGCACGGAUGUGGCCGCUGACAGGCCCGAGAGACCGCAGACACCACUGCAAGACGUACCAGGCGACGACGACCUCUACGACGCGACACCACGAGCUCGAACAGCCACGCGAAGGGACGUGUCUGAAGAGGACGACCUAGACGCCCUCAUUGCGGAAGCAGAAGGCCAGGACUCUGCCUCGAACCGAAAGAAACAAGCGACCACGGAGCCGGACGAGGACGAUCUGGAUGCCCUCAUAGCCGAGGCAGAGGGCGAAGAUGGCGCUGGAUCGUCGAACGCCAAAGCAGCAAGCAGCGCGAACAACGAAUUUGCCGACGAGGAGGCGGCGAUGCAGGAAAUGGAUGGCCUUUGGUAG
Purpureocillium lilacinum is the source of this 885-nucleotide messenger RNA. RefSeq names its product chromosome segregation in meiosis-protein. The record is from RefSeq and is a predicted model, not a curated record. Gene Ontology annotation, biological process: replication fork arrest; DNA damage response; DNA replication checkpoint signaling. Gene Ontology annotation, cellular component: nucleus; replication fork protection complex. Lineage: Eukaryota; Fungi; Ascomycota; Sordariomycetes; Hypocreales; Ophiocordycipitaceae. Gene Ontology annotation, molecular function: DNA binding.